AUCGAAUAUGGGUUUUUUUGUGUGUGCAAAGUCUUGCCUGUUCCAAUAUGGCUGACUGACGUAUUCCUUUGCCAUUAUUGGGCAUGCGCAUAAUUUUUCAAGGCGGGCUCUACUGGUGGGGGCGUGACACUUGCAAGACACCUUGUUGAACUAAACUAGUCUUUUACAAGUCACCGUACAGCCUUUAGCCUGCUAGCUUCUCACCACGUUCCCAAGUCUUUUUAGUUCCGAUUUUAUUAGUUUUUUUGUUGUUUUCUUGUUUUGUUUUUGUUUAUUUUACCAUUACAAGUCUACGCACAAACUGACGACUGGUUCGUUGGACUGUGAACGCUUGGAACACCUGUGACACUUUCUUGUCAGGACGUGAGAUUUUGGGCUUCUACUGACGGUUAUUUGUUCAUUUUUGUUCGAAGAUUGGAAUUUGUCUUGUGUCGCCUGGAUGAAAAUGGAUUGUGGGCAGUAAACACCUUGACCUGCAUUCAGGUGUGUGCCCUGGUUCCAACGAUUAGAAUAGAGGUACGAGACCUGUGAGGGCACACCGUCGCAGCAUGGCAAAGUGUUGGCGUGUGUGUGAUUUCCUACUGACUCCUGGGUCCCGAGUCACGGAGUGUGUGUCGGGAUUCGACUUAAAAGAAACAUUGGAGCGCCGCAAUGUGUCGGCUGUUACAGCCACACAGGUACCAACAAGAAGGGCAGCUACAUAUUGCCAGGAAGAGACAAUUCCCCAAAAGCUCAAUCUAAUGCCCUGGUUCCAUGGCAAAAUAGCACGAGUGGAAGUCGAGAAAUUGCUCUACCCUCCAACGAAUGGCAGAUACCUGGUGCGGGAGAGUGCAAACUAUCCCGGAAACUACACGCUGUGUUUGAGCAAUGACAACACAGUGGAGUACUACCGUAUCACUUACUCCGAUGGCAAGUUUUUCAUAGAGGACACUCAGCGCUUUGACACCCUCAUCCAACUGAUAGAGCACUACGAACAAGAUGCUGAUGGUCUCUGCAGCAAACUAAUUGAGCCACAGUUGAAGAAGGAGAUUCUAGAUGUCCAAAGAGAAUUUGUGAGAGGUGGCUGGGUGCUGAACAGAAAUGACCUCAAAUUAGAGAAAGUAAUUGGAAGGGGAGAGUUUGGAGAAGUUAAGGUGGCUGACUACAAGGGGACUAAAGUAGCUGUGAAAUGCAUUAAAAAUGAUGCUACUGCGCAGGCCUUUAUAUCAGAGGCUUCUGUCAUGACGAAACUACAUCACAAUAACUUGGUGAAGCUGCAUGGAGUGAUCGCAGAGGAGGACGGCAGUUUAUUCAUCAUCACUGAAUACAUGACAAAGGGUGCCUUGGUGGACUACCUACGUUCCAGAGGAAGGGCUGUACUCUGUGAAGUUGCUCUUCUUAGAUUUUCAUUACAUGUGUGUGAUGCCAUGUCGUAUUUGGAGGCCAAUAACUUUGUCCACCGCGACCUGGCAGCUCGUAAUGUUCUUUUGACCGAGGACCAUGUGGCUAAAGUCAGCGACUUUGGUUUGACCAAGAAGGUGUCUUCCGUUGAGGCCAUGAACAAAAUGCCUGUGAAGUGGACUUCGCCAGAGGCCCUCAGAGAGCAAAAAUUCUCCACCAAAUCGGAUGUUUGGAGUUACGGUGUUUUGCUUUGGGAGAUUUUCUCAUUUGGUCGAAUUCCUUAUCCAAAAGUUCAAUUAAAAGACGUGGGGCUUUUAUUGGAGAGCGGAUUCCGGAUGCCUCCUCCAGACAGAUGUCCUGCAGAUCUCUACAACAUCAUGAAGCAGUGCUGGCAGCUGGAUCCUGCUCGUCGCCCAAAUUUUAAACAGUUGAUGGAGCAGCUGCUAAAUAUCCGCAAGGGCUUCCGUAGAAAUCACACGCUGGUGUGACCCAGCCAUCUGUAUGGUGUCGCCUACUGUUGUUUGGACUCUAACGUGGGAAGAAAACAAAUACCUCCAUUGACCAUCAUUUGACGAUGUUCACAACGUAUUACAGCAUUGAUAACAUGUUCUUUUGUUGCUUUUACACCAAUGACAAUUUUAUUGGCUGUUUUGAGAAGUGUCAUGUCUUAAGUACAUCUUCCUACAUUCUCUGAAUGUUUAUGAGCCUUUUUGUGGACGAUUAUGACAAUAUUUGGCAACACUGACAGGGGAAAUAUCUCUUAAACCACAAUUGACUGACAUUUCUCCUAUAAACACGUGAUAUGCAGCCUAUUUAAAAACAUCUAUUCAUAUUUUCUGAAUGUUUUAAACCCAAUUGCUACUGAAUAUCAACAUGUGGGAUAGAAACAAGAGCCAAUAUGAUCUUACUCUCCACAAUUGUUUUUGUUUUUUUCUCCAUGAAUGUAUUGUUUUCAUCUUGUUUGGAAAUACCCCCCCAAAAAAUACAGUAUUUUUUGGGGCAUAGUUUCUCUAACAUUUUGCGUCAAAUUGUCGAGAACGCCAAUUUUCACUUUGUGAACAACUUGUUGAACAGUUUAAGAACAACAUUUCUCAACCAGCUUUUGCAAGGAAUUUAGGGAUUUUACCAUCUACGGUCCAUAUUUUCAUCAAAAGGUUCAGAGAAUCUGGAAAAAUCACUGCACGUAAGCGACAAGGCUGAAAACCAACAUUGAAUGCCCGUGACCAUGGAUCUCUCAGGCGGUACUGCAUCAAAAAGCGAAAUCAGUGUGUAAAGGAUAUCACCAGAUGGGCUCAGGAACACUUCAGAAAACCACUGUCAGUAACUACAGUUGGUCGCUACAUCUGUAAGUGCAAGUUAAAACUCUACUAUGCAAAGCCAAAGCCAUUUAUCAACAACACCCAGAAAUGCCGCUGGCUUCGCUGGGCCCGAGCUCAAAUUGUCGAGAAGACCAAUUUUGAUUUCAAAAGAGAAAUGGUACUUUUUCUACAUUGAAAAUGUCAUAAAAUGUGGAGAAUGUCAUUGAAUGUGAAACAAUCCAUAUUUACAAAUCCAGAGUGAUUACAUGUAUAUUAAUUAUUAACCCUUUCUAAAAUAAAAUUACAAAAAUGUACAACUCACUCAUGAUGGCAAAGGAGAACAGAAUGAAAACUUCCCACAUUCUAAAAAACUAUUUAAAUCAAAUAGACAUUUAAAAGUCAUGUAUAGUAUGGCAGUGUUUUUCAACCUUUUUUGAGCCAAGGCACAUUUUUUGCGUAGAAAAAAUGCGGAGGCACACCACCAGCAGAAAUCAUGAAAAAAUUAAAACUCAGUUGACAGUAAAAAGUCGUUGUCGCAAUUGUUGGAUACGACUUUAAAGCAUAACCAAGCAUGCAUCACUAUAGCUCUUGUCUCAAAGUAGAUGUACUGUCACCACCUGUCACAUCACACCCUGACUUAUUUGGAGUUUUUUUGCUGUUUUCCUGUGUGUAGUGUUUUAGUUCUUGUCUUGCGCUCCUAUUUUGGUGGCUUUUCCUGUUUUGUUGGUAUUUUCCUGUAGCAGUUUCAUGUCUUCCUUUGAGCUAUAUUUCCCGCAUCUACUUUGUUUUAGCAAUCAAGAAUAUUUCAGCUGUUUUUAUCCUUCUUUGUGGGGACAUUGUUGAUUGUCAUGUCAUGUUCGGAUGUACAUUGUCUUUGCUCCACAGUAAGUCUUUGCUGUCGUCCAGCAUUCUGUUUUUGUUUACUUUGUAGCCAGUUCCGUUUUAGUUUCGUUCUGCAUAGCCUUCUCUAAGCUUUAAUGCCUUUUCUUAGGGGCACUCACCUUUUGUUUAUUGUUGGUUUAAGCAUUAGACACCUUUUUACCUGCACGCUGCCUCCCGCUGCUACCGGCUGCCACCUACUGAUAUGGAAGAGUAUUACACGGUUACUCUGCCGAGCUCUAGACAGCACCGACACUCCACAACAACACAUCAUUUGCAGACUAUAAUUACUGCUUUGCAAAAAAUAUUUUGAACCCAAAUAGGUGAAAUUAGAUAAUCUCCCACGGCACACCAGACUGUAUCCCUGUGCCGCGGCACAGUGGUUGAAAAACACUGUAGUACGGUGCUUUCAUUUGUUUUUUAUGUUAUUUUCUUUCCAGUACGUUUCUCUCUUGACUUGUUUGAAUUAUUAUAUUUACUGUAGAUAUUUUGGAAGAUUUUACACUUAAAAAAUUUGUACGUGCAUAUUUUUGUCGUUCUGAAAGACGGCGUUUGUUUUGUAUGUAUAGUUUUGUAACAUUAGUGAUGUGUGGUAUGAUGCUGAAAUAUCCACACUGCCGAUACCAGAUCUUUAUGCUCUAAUAUACAUCCUCACAUUAAAAUAUUGAUACUUUUUCCACCAAAACAAGUCAAAGUAUGC
Molecule: messenger RNA, 4257 nt
Organism: Entelurus aequoreus (snake pipefish)
Lineage: Eukaryota; Metazoa; Chordata; Actinopteri; Syngnathiformes; Syngnathidae
Product: tyrosine-protein kinase CSK-like
Exons: 13
Coding region: 549-1868 (439 amino acids)
Biological process (GO): protein phosphorylation; regulation of Fc receptor mediated stimulatory signaling pathway; adherens junction organization
Molecular function (GO): protein tyrosine kinase activity; ATP binding
Source: RefSeq, a predicted model, not a curated record